This is a messenger RNA of Talaromyces proteolyticus, 714 nucleotides long. RefSeq lists its product as uncharacterized. The transcript has a single exon. Bases 160 to 624 code for a protein of 154 amino acids. NCBI's taxonomy places the organism in Eukaryota, Fungi, Ascomycota, Eurotiomycetes, Eurotiales, Trichocomaceae. The record is from RefSeq and is a predicted model, not a curated record.
UGGUCCUGGUUGGGAACUCGUCACUCCUCAUUCCGAGGAUUUCCUCAUCUGAUUGUAUUCAGUGGCAUUAUUCGCAUGGGAAAGACCGAAUCAACGAUUCCAAACAUGGCAUCUGAAGUCUGGAUCUAAAAACGGAGCACCGCAGAACUAGGCACUCUUAUGACUUCACGAGCGUUCCUAGGAUAUUGCCGAAAUUCGGAAGUGCUUCUAGGUACAGGAGAUUUUCAAAAAACCAUAAUUCCAGCCUCCGGACUACCCAAAAGCGGACCACAGCUCUCUUUUGCGCUUGAAGCGCCGUUAGCCACUUAUAUCAGUGCCAAAGGAUACAUGAAACUGAACGUAGGUACUACGAGGAAGUUUGCAGACGGAAACGCGCCAAUAUACAGUCCGAGCAACCCAAUCAAGACGACUGUAUUCGCCGCUGUCAAGGGAAUACUACCCUUCUUUAUGACUCCCAAGCCUCUCGAGCGUUUCUGGUCUCAGAAUUCAGUAUUGUCUUGCACAUGGUUUGUCCGUACCUGCAGCAGCAUUCCCGACUUCCCAAGAAGAGAAUUCCGUAUACUAAACCUUCAUCAGAUGGUGGACAAACUGUCUAUAAUAUUAUCCGGCAAGAACAAGGCUUGAUGAUACCGUUUGGUGUCGGGGACAAUCGAAAAUACUUGGAUAUAGUCCAUGAUUUUGUAAAGAUAUUCGAGCAAAGGAAGACCUAAACGU